AAUAAGCUACUGCGAAACUGUUAAUUUUGAUAGACUAUAAUUUAAGGUAACAGUUUUGUCACACGUAGUCCCCUUUAUUUUAUGGUUCAGUAAGAUCUUGCUACUACUUGUAUAGCUAGAUUUUUCGAAUUAGUGUAAUUUCCUAAUUGUGGAAAAAUAAUAGUAUAUUAUCAGAAAUUACUUUGACAUUUCUGUUAAGAGGUAUGUGUGUUGUUCGCAGUUGCUAAGCCUACUAAUCUACCGCAACAAAUACAUUUUCAUAAAGUAAAAUGCCGAAAAGACAAGCUGGUUCUGAGUUGAACCAUGAUAACUGGAAUGCUGAAGAACAGAAAGAAGAUCCUGGGACAUUUGUCCCGCUAGGUGGAGAAGCUUUGCAAAAUCGUGUUAUUAAGAGGGCGAAAAGAUCUUUGGAAAAUAGUAGCGGUUCGUCAGUAGCUAAAAGUCCUUUUGCAGCAUUUAGUGGAUUUGCUUCAUCUUAUUCAUCACAAAGUCCAUUCAGUUUCUUGAAAAAGGAUAGCAAUGCUGAUGGUGAAAAACAAGUGAGCAUUGAUUUAAAAAAACUGCAGGAAAAAGAGAAUGGUAACUCAACAGUAAAUCAAGAAGAAAAGUCUGAAGAAAGCAAGGCUGGGUCUGAAAAAGUACCUGAUAGUUCCAUAACCUCUCCAAGUAAUAAUUCUAACAUAUCUACAAAGGAGAAACCAACUAGAAGCAUUGAAUAUUACAGACAAUUGCAAAGCUUAAAUGAGAGUGUGUUAAAGUGGAUGCAGCUUCAUUUGGCAAAAAAUUCCUGUUGUGAUUUUACUCCAGUUUUUAAUGACUACAAAAAACAUUUGGACACUUUGAACCUGACAUAUCCAAUUCAUAGAAAAAAAGAAAGCUCAGUAUCGGAAGAUAAAAAUAGUGGACUUUUUAAAAAGCCUGCUGCACCAAGUGAUGGUUCACCUUCCUCUACAAAGGCCAGCAGUUUUGGUAAUACUGGGACACAUUCUACAUUCAAAUUUGGGAACAGCAUUAAGAAAGAUGAAACUGAUUAUGGAGCACAUUUUAAAUCCAAUACUACAAAUACUUCAACAUUUAGUUUUGGAAUUAAAUCCUCUCCUACUGCAACAUCCUCCAGUUCUCCUGCAGGACCUACUACUAGUUUGAAAGGUGAAGAAGGUGCUGAAGAGAAGAAACCUUUCCAAUUUUCAUUUAAUUUGAAAAAUAAUUCUAAUUCAUUACAGCCAAAUAAAUCUUUCUUUUUUGCUGCUGCGUCUGGUGAAACAGUUGAUACAAGUAAGCAGUGUUUUUUUUUUUUUUUUUUUUUUUUUUUUUUUUUUUUUAAAUAAGCAACUUUUUUAUUU
Molecule: messenger RNA, 1343 nt
Organism: Stegodyphus dumicola
Lineage: Eukaryota; Metazoa; Arthropoda; Arachnida; Araneae; Eresidae
Gene: Nup50
Product: nuclear pore complex protein Nup50
Biological process (GO): protein import into nucleus
Cellular component (GO): nuclear pore
Source: RefSeq, a predicted model, not a curated record